Megalops cyprinoides (Indo-Pacific tarpon) is the source of this 5081-nucleotide messenger RNA. Its product is annotated as neurabin-1-like. Gene Ontology annotation, cellular component: dendrite; actin cytoskeleton; postsynaptic density. The record is from RefSeq and is a predicted model, not a curated record. Gene Ontology annotation, biological process: calcium-mediated signaling; neuron projection development; actin filament organization. Gene Ontology annotation, molecular function: actin filament binding. Lineage: Eukaryota; Metazoa; Chordata; Actinopteri; Elopiformes; Megalopidae. The coding region runs from base 360 to 4562 and encodes 1400 amino acids. The transcript has 20 exons.
GCCUAGUAGAGACGGGGAAACGGACAGAGUGUAUGUUUUCGCACGCGCGUCCCCGACUCCGUCUGCAGAGUGCGCGGCGCGCCGGAUAGCCGCGGGUACGCGCGGCGGAGGGACAGGUCGGAGUAUUUGGAGAACAAGGGAGAAGGCAGCAUUGGAAAGGGGAAUAUGAUGGCGGUGCAGGAGUGACAAGUUUGAAAGUGUUAACUGCAGCACUCGGCCGGUACUCGAAGACUCCUAAAACGCAGAGAGCAGAGUCUCUGAUCUGAGGACGGGCGCCGGGAGGAGCGCAGCGGGACUCCUGGCAUGGUGCGAGUAGGAAGCGGCGACGGAGCUGGGAGUCAAGCAUUAAACCUGUUAAAAUGAUCAGGACCGAGAAUAAAGGCGAAAGGAACCUGCGGAGCGCGUCUCCCCACAGAAAUGCCUACAAAUCCGACUUCCACGCAAUUAAAUGCUCUUUCGACGGCGCUAGAUCCGACGGCGCUCCUAAGUCGUACGCAAAUGGAUCCGGCGAGACUCGAGAGGACGGGAGGGGGAGGCCGUUUGGAAACCGGGUGAGCAAGAUAAAGAACAUCUUCCUGCAGAUGGACGGGCAGCAGCAGCAGGACAGCCCGGAGGCUAAAGCGGGUUUAAAGGGUGAUGUGUCCCAGGUUCCACUGCCAAAGCUGCCACCUGCCACCUGCUCACAUAAAACCACUUUGGCCGACGCCACCUGUCCGGAAGCUCAGAGUUCAGACAAAACUGGCAAGGGCGAUGACGCAGAGAUAGACAAGGCGGCGCUGGCCGAGAAGUUCUCGGUGACCAGGAAGCUGUUUGAGAGCGGCGUCAAGGGCCAGCCCUCAGCCGAGAAGCUCUCCCCUGGCAAAGCGGUCGGGCUGGGCUCUCCGAUCGGCGUUCCCGACGAGGCGCAAGGUGCCAGGGGGUUGCCAGGGUCCUCGGAGGGCGCUGUCCACGGCGUCAGGGCCGAUCAGAGCCCUACCUCCCCUUCCAAAAGCCAGCCGGUGGAGAGGGGCGUCGGGGAGGAAACCAAGCCAGCCUCCCGGCCUCCCCUAAACGCAGGGCCUCUUUCCAGGAGGCUGGAGGACUUCAUGAUGGAGAGUGAGAAUGGUGACAGAAACAGAGCGGUGCACAGAGGAAUGGAGAGCCAGCAUAAACACGACACUACUGCCUGCUCAGUGCCUGCGAAAGCAGCUGUAGACAGCUCAUCCAGGCCCUUUUCCCCAGCUGGGGAUUGUUUCUAUAAACCAGCCACCCCAGCUGCAGGCAGCUCAUCUAAACCUACAUUCCCAGCAGGCGGCUGUUUUUAUAAACCAGCCUCCCCAGAGGGUGGUGGAUCAUGGAAACCACCUGUUAGCGCCUUUGCUAACAAGCCCCCUCACUCACCCCUAAGCGAUGACAAGCCUCAGUUAUUUGCCGGUAGCUGCUAUAGCCCAAACGGUGCCAGCGCCCCUGAUACACACAGGAGUGAGGGGAAAGUGGUGCAGAGCCCCACUGCAGGGAAACCUUCUGGACCAUCCCAUACUGUGGUUCCACUGCCGGUGGGAGUGGUCCGGGCAGAGCUGGUGGUGGUCCAGAACGAGUCGUCUGAGAGCGAGGAGAACGAAGAUGAGAUCCGUAAAGAGGAUGGUGCAGAGGAGCCGAAAGGCGACCCCUCAGAGGAGCUGAGAGUGGAACCGGGUCCUGACAAACCCCCUGAGAACCAUGUCGAGCAGGAGGUGGAUGAGCGGUCAAAGGUCAGGCUGGUGGUCAAAGAGAAGGAAACAGGAAGUGGUGGACAGGAGUCAGGAUGGAGGGAGGAGAGUGCAGGGCCGAAGAGCCUGAAGGUGGAGAGCGGAGAGGAGGAGGAGGAUGAAGAGGAGGUGGAAGAGGACGAGAGCGAGCAGGAGGAGCGGCCGGAGGGGGACAGCGGGGAAGAAGCCUCUCCUGCUGUCUGCGGCAUUGAGAACGCCGCCUUUGUGGACGACAGGGACCCCGAGCAGGAGCCCCAAGAGGAGGCCCCGCCCACUGAGGAGUUCGAGGAGGUGCCCGGCCUGUCAGACGAGGAGGACGUGGGCCCGCGGAGGAAGGUCCGAUUCUCCACAGCACAGAUCCAGGUGUUCAGCACCUACUCCAACGACGAGUACGACCGCCGAAAUGACGAGGUGGACCCCGUGGCGGCGUCGGCCGAGUACGAGCUGGAGAAGAGGGUGGAGAAGAUGGACGUGUUCCCUGUGGAGAUCCAAAAGGGGAACAGCGGCCUCGGGAUCAGCAUCAUCGGCAUGGGCGUGGGGGCGGACCAGGGCCUGGAGAAGCUGGGGAUAUUCGUGAAGACCAUAGCGGAGGGUGGAGCCGCGGAAAGAGACGGCCGGAUCCAGGUUAACGACCAGAUUGUGGAGGUUGACGGCACCAGACUGGUUGGGGUCACGCAACAUUUCGCUGCUACAGUCCUGAAGAACACUAGAGGCAUUGUCAGCUUCCUGAUUGGCCGGGAGAAGCCGGGCACGGAGAGUGAGGUGGCACGGCUCAUUAGCGAGACCCUGGAGCAGGAGAGGAGCCAGCAGCAGAAGCAGCAGCAGCUGGAGGACUCGUAUGAGCAGUCCACAGAGGAGGAGGAGCGUUACGACGGAGAGGACGGUGAGGAGGAGCUCCUGGGUUCCAGCUUCACGGGGAGGCCGUCUGAGGUGCUGGAGCUUCCUGAGAGUGAGGAGAUGUUCCUUCCCUCCAGCAUGGACUCCACACAGCUGACCUACAGGUUCAAAGAGCUCCUGCUAAAGCACAGUAUCACCACAGCUGAGCUCAGCCAAAUGAAAGAGAAGCUGAGCUCAUUAGAGGGGGACAGAGCCGCCUGGAGGUCCAGGCAGGCGGAGCUGGAGCACGGUCUGCAGGAGAGUAACGAGAGGAUCCACAGGCUGGAGGCGUCCUGGCGGGAGGCGCAGGCCCUCUGCACAACCGCCAACCAGCACCUGGCGGAAACGCAGAGCCAGUACGAGGCCCUGGAGAAGAAGUACAACAAGGCCAAGAAGCUGCUGAAGGAGUACCAGCAGAAAGAGAUUGACUUCGUGAAGAGGGAAGAGGAGCUGAAGAGAGCUCUGGGAGAGAAGCAGAGGCAGCACAGGGAAAUGCUGGAGAGUCUGCAGAAGAGGAUUGUGGUGCUGGAGGCUGGAUCCGCUUUGGGUCAGCAUGCAGCUGUCCUGUCUGCGGAGAGGAGGUGGGGCAGCCAGGAGACGGGGCUGAUCACAAAAGCCCAGUCUGUGAGCGCCAUGCUGUCGGAUGCGGACUGGCCCGAGGCGGUGCCUGAGACGGAGCGUCUGGACACCAGCGCUCACCGCGCCAAGGGCCAGCUCGCCCAGAAGGCCAAGCGCCAGCCCCCAUCCCGCAGCAAGCUGAGAGAGACCCUGGGGGCCUCCGUCUGCCAAGCACCGGAGAACGGGGAGGAUGUGGCUGAGGAUGGGGAGUCUCUCAGGACCGGGCGCUCCGUGAGGGAGAGCUUAUCGCUGCCCGUGCCAGUCCUCCACCCUGGGAACAGACAGAAGGGUGAGAGCCCUGAGAGUGUGGGAAAUGGCCAGAGCAAAGCGGAGCUGGCCAGCACCCCCUCCCUCCCCGCGGGGGUCAGCCACAAGAGAGCCAGCGCGGGCAGCGGGGCGAGCCCCGGCCUGCCGCCCCCCAAAGACUCGUCCACCCCGCGCUCCCCCACCGGCUUCCUGCGCAGCGUGAAGAAGAGGGAGUCCAAGAGCAAGGAGGCCAGAGAUGAGGCCGGUGACAGCUCAUCCACAGUGAAAUCCAAAAGGAGGUUCCCUGACUUUGGCGGCCUUCGCAAGUCUGGCGGCAAAGGGAAGAAGCAGGACAAGGAGGCCCUGAGGACAUCCAUAGACAGCCGGGGGUCCAGGGACCUGCUGGAUGAGUCCGGGGGGAACGUGUCCCCGUCGCAGUCGGUGACCUCCGUCCCCUCCUGCAUGCCCUUCUCGUGGUUCGGGGACAGAGACAGAGACCGGGACAGGGAGCAGGCAGCCUCGUCCUCCAGCGGGAGCCUGCCCUACACCACCACCGAGAGCAGCAGUGACCUGAGCCAGGACCGGAGGCCCAAGACAAACCUGUCCUGGUCUUCCUUAUUCAGUCGCUCGUUAGAUUUGAGUUUGUCGGUCAUAGAUGAUUCAAAGCCUGGAAGUCCCAGUUUGGACUUGACAGGGCUAGUAGCCGAGCCCAAUCUGUCUGGGCGUUCGCACACUGUAACCUUCUCUUCUACCGAGACUCUGGAUGAGGACCAGGUGCCCGUGGGGAAGGAGUAUCAGUGGCAGAACCGGCCCGUGCUGGAGUGGACCCCCCAGCAGGUGUGCCACUGGCUGAUGGGUAUGAACAUGGACCAGUACACACCCGAGUUCACCGCCAGGUGUGUGGACGGACAGCAGCUCAUGCACCUGGACAGCGACAGGCUUAAGGCGCUGGGCGUUUCGAGCCAGAGCGACCGCGCCACCAUAAAGAAGAAGGUAAAGGACAUGAGGAAGGCGCAGGAGAAGGUGGAGAGGAAGAGGGAGAAGGAGGCCAGGCGCAGCGGGAAGCGGGCCCUCAGCACAGACUCCACCUGCUGAGCUUCCCCUUCAACUGACUCCAGAUCAGCCUCUGUCCACCUGUCCCCCUCCCAUGCCAUUCUCCCAUUGGAGGCAAGCAGGCCUAUCAUCAGACAGUGUGACUUUAGGCCGCUUGGCUGUUCCUGGUGUAAAAACAUGCCGCGUGUCACCAGCUGGAACUAGAACAGUUACAGAAUCCAUAACGUGACGGCUCGCUUUUGUCAUUGCACAGUAGUGUUCAUGCGUAGUUGAAAACUGUAAAUCUUGAAACAGUCUCUGCUUGAUAUGUUUUACAUGAAUCAGUUUCUUGCUACAAACGUACGCUCCAUUUGUGUAGUUAGUGAUGUCACUGCCAGGUUGCACUUCAGGGUAGUCACAGCGUAUUAGGCACUUGAUUUCAGAUUUUAUUUCAGAUUCACACACACACAACCAAUGUAGCAGGACAUAGUGUAGCCUGUGACACCUCAUACAUCAUGAACUACAUUACCCAUGAGUCUCAAGGACAUAGUGUUGUUUUAUAAUGCGAGUUUGAGCUGAGAU